This is a messenger RNA of Paraphaeosphaeria sporulosa, 1978 nucleotides long. RefSeq names its product NADPH oxidase regulator NoxR. The coding region runs from base 144 to 1787 and encodes 547 amino acids. Lineage: Eukaryota; Fungi; Ascomycota; Dothideomycetes; Pleosporales; Didymosphaeriaceae. The record is from RefSeq and is a predicted model, not a curated record. Gene Ontology annotation, molecular function: protein binding. The transcript is spliced from 4 exons.
CGAGAAGCGAGAGGAGGAUUUCGACUAGUCGCGCACCAGACGAAACGAGGGAGCGCUCUCUACCAGCCGUGGAGCGGUAGGCAAGAGCGAAGGACGAGGCUUGACGACACCAUACUGCCGGGUAACUAACUAGUAAUUUCGUCAUGUCUCUGAAGCAGGAAAUCGAGACUUGGGUGGCAGCCCUAGGUGCCUACGACAACAACGAGUUUGACGAGGCCCUGAAGACUUUCGAUCAGAUCUCGGACACGUCCAAGAUUCUGUUCAACUGCGGUGUUAUUCAUGCGACGCUCGGCGAGCAUGAGAAGGCGGUCGAUUGCUACCAGCGCGCUGUGCGGCUGGACCAGUACCUCGCCGUUGCAUACUUCCAGCAGGGUGUCUCCAAUUUCCUUAUGGGUGACUUUGAGGAAGCGCUUGCAAACUUCAAUGACACACUAUUGUAUCUCCGCGGCAACAACAACAUCGACUACGAGCAAUUGGGCUUGAAGUUCAAGCUGUACUCGUGCGAGGUCCUCUUCAACCGUGGUCUCUGCUACAUCUACCUCCAGCAGAAGGAUGCCGGUAUGCAGGAUUUGUCUUUCGCCGCCAAAGAGAAGGUGGUACCCGACCACGACGUGAUAGACGAGGCUAUCCGAGAGGAGGCAGAAGGCUACACAGUCUUCUCGAUCCCCGUCGGCAUUGUCUACCGCCCCAAUGACGCAAAGGUCAAGAACUUGAAGACGAAAGACUACCUGGGAAAAGCCCGUCUCGUUGCUGCUUCUGACCGACAAAACGCUUUCACUGGAUUCGCUGGGUCUGAGAUUAAGAAGUUGGCCAACGCGGCCAAGGACGAUCGACCCGAAGAGAAGCUGUCAUUCGCCGCAACAAACCUCGUUAAGCCGGAGCUCCAGAGCAGAGCACGACAGCAGUCUGAGCCACCGAUGAACCGUAACAUGUUCCCUCCGACCCCGCCACCCGAGUCGGACAACCGUCGAUCUAAAGAGAAGGCUGAUCCAAAUGCGCCAAUGUCCCGUGCUCAAUCUGUUCGUGGUGGUGGCCCCAAGCCGCAGCCUCUGAACCUCGGACGUGCUGCCUUCGACCGCAGAGAUGAUCGCCGGGACGACCGUCAGGAUGACCGUCGUGAUGACCGCGAUCCACCACAACAGCGGAGAGGUACUCAACGGUCUGCUUCUGAGCGUCCUGCGCCUAGUCGACAAGAGUCAACGCGGAACCGUGACAUGGGACGCGAUCCCCGCGAGCGAGACAUGGGCGGCAGGCGUUCCCGAGAGCCUCCUCGUCGCCGUGGGUCUGAAGACGAGGAUGAUUACGCUGACGAUGUCUAUGACAUGUACCAAUCGCGCGGAAGUCGCAGUGGCUACGGACGCGGAUCUAAACAGAGACGUCCUGCUUACAUCGACGAAGAAGAUGAGGAUGAUUACGACGGCAGUGACGUUGAUGAUGCUGACUUUGAGAUGGUAUCCCGCUCGAAGACUAGGAGACGUUCGCCUGUUCGCUCCAACACUUCCGCAGGCCGCAGUGGCACUGGCGGUAAGAUCAGGGUCAAGUGCCACGCGGGCGACACGCGCUACGUAUUUGUCACCCCGAAUUCAUCCAUGCGAGACUUUGUCCAGUCCAUCCGCGAGAAGUUCGGUAUCCGCCAGAACUUCAAGGUCGAGAUCAAGGACGACGGCGAUAUGAUCACCAUGGCAGACGAGGACGACCUGGACAUGGCGAUUCAGAACGCCAAGAGCAUGGCCCGCAAGGAGGGCUCUGAUACACCCAAGAUGGAGGUUUGGAUACGAGAAGUAUAAAUUUGAGAUACCCGCGCCUUCAUCCCCCACGAGGACCGCACCGUUUUUCUUUCACCAUCUACAUAGGACAUCUCACGAUAUCUUGCGUACCUACGUCUACUCUUACCCACGCCCGCUUUGAUGUAAUGUCGAUAUGUUGUUUAUCAGCGAGCAUCUAUUCCCAUUUUAUACAUAGCCUUGCGAGCAUGGAG